AUGAGCUUCCCACCCCCCGGCCACGGGCAAUAUCCGCAGUAUAUACCACCGCCGUAUCAGCAUGGGCCACUGCCCCCGCAGAUGCUGUAUAAUGCCGGCCCUCCGCCAGCACCCUAUGAUGGCUAUGGGAAGCCGGGGAUGUAUCCUCCCUCGAUGAUGGGAUACUCGUAUCCAUCGACAUAUUCUCAACCCCAGCAGCAAGUACAGCCGCGUCAUCCCUCACAAACUCCUCCGCAGCAGCCACUUCAAUUGCAGCAACCUCUCCAACAACCACCGCAACCCCAACCUCAGCCGCAACCACAAUUUCUCCCUCAGCUACAGUCACCUCCACCUCGGCCUGGACCUGCUCCUGCUCCUGCAUCUGCACCUCCCCCUGCAUCUGUGCAUGCACCCGCACCUCCACCUCCUCAGAUUCAACAACCAAUCCAGCAAGAAGACUUACAGCAUCAGUUUGUGAAUCCCGCGCAAUUGUUUGUACAACAACCUCUGCCUACUGCCCCGCGGUCCCGAUACACCCAACUCCCUCAAUAUGCCGAGCCACCUAUUAUGCCAAAUGCAAGCCCUUCGCAAAUACCCCCGGGACCUUCAUUUGGCCCACCAGCUGCACCUGUCCAUGUUGCUCCGCCUGCUGCUAGCCCUAGGCUGAAGACUCCAAGCAACCAAGGACCAGCAAAUAUCCAUAUCCAGCAGCAACCAAGUCAACCACCGAAACCACACUCCCAACUACAACCGCAGCCUCAGCCUCAGACGCAACCGCAACCACAACCCAUCAUCAAAGUCGAACCUAAGCAACCUCACAUCUCCCCCAAAGUUGAAACCCAGCAGAUCCAUGCAACUCCUAUUGCAACGCCGAAACGACCCCAGCCAGCCUCAUCACCAGUGAUGCAUUCUAAGCCGCAAGUCAUGGUACCAGCCCCUUCUCCCGACGUUCAAGCAAAGAUACGGACGCAAAAUCAGACACCGAAGAAGCAGCAGACCACGCAGCACGUGGAAAAGAAGCGCCCGAGUCAGCAUUCUGCUGAAAAGAAUGGGAAGCCUCCAGCUGCCAAACCUGCGAAACCCCCAGUCGACUAUCAGGUUCUCUUGUUGUCCUUGGCCGAUGAAUAUCUCAACGCUGCUCAUUCUCAUGGAACAACCACGUCCCUUGCUACACGUGAGGCGGAUGUUGAGGAAUAUUACAAACUAGUCGCUACGGGACUGGGCUGUUUAGAGGCUGUCUUGAAGAACUGGCGCUUGCAACCACGCAAAGAAGCGCUUGUGAGACUUCGCUAUGCGCGUACGUUGUUCGAGGAAACGGACAAUGAUAUCGAGGCAGAAACCGCAUUAAGCAAAGGAAUCGAUCUUUGUGAACGAAACCGUAUGCUUGAUUUAAAGUACAGCAUGCAGCAUCUCUUGGCGCGAAUGAUCCACAAGUCUAACCCCAAAGCUUCCUUGAAAGCUGUCGAUGGCAUGAUUCAGGACGUGGAAGCAUAUCGCCAUGCUGCGUGGGAGUACGCAUUCCGUUUCCUUCGAGUAACGCUCUCAUUGUCGUCUCCAUCACACCAAGACUCUGUGCAGGCACUGCAGCACCUUCACAAGAUUACAGCCAUGGCAAGUCGGAACGGAGACAAGGCUGUCUCAGCAAUGGCGGCUGUUAUCGAAUCACUGGCGCACUUGCAGCAAGGGACGAACUCGGACUCGAUUGAGCAAGCGCAGCGUGCCGUGGCUGCUGCGCGUAGCCAUCAACUAAAUGAUGAGCUUCGCCAUAUCCCCCAACUUACGACCUUGAUCCAGAUGGUAGAUAUCUGCUGCAGCCUUCUUGAGUACGAUGUCAACCAAUCCGGUCAGAAAUUGAAGAUCAUGCAGGCUUUGAUGGAUGAGACACUUGGUGACACCAACUGGCGUCCCGAUGGGUCAUUCUCCGUCCCACUCAAUGGAAAGUCCGCCGGACCCUCCUCGAUUGACACCGGUGAUAUCUUGCUAGUCCAGAAUGGGACAUUGUGGUUGAGCUUUAAUUGGCUUCCCCAGCACGACCUAUAUGCACUUUGCUACUUCCUCAGUUCGAUCACACUCAGUGCUAAAAACUCAUACGAUGGCCGGAAAGCAGAGAAAUAUCUCGAGGAAGGGCUUCGCAUGAUCCAGGGCAACUUCAGGGUCCCUCAAGAGAUUUCGGAGUCCAUGGCCAAUGCCAACCGACGAGUGCAAUGGCGUCAGUCUCUUUAUUGCAACUUCCUUCUGCAGAAGGUUUUCCUGGCGUGUUCUCGAACCGACUGGGAGCUCGCCAGCCAAACUCUCAAUAACCUGCAACAGGUCUUCCAAGAGUUUGGCUCCACACUUCCGGACACCAUUGAAUGCUUAAUGGAAUAUGCGGCCGGUACCAUCGCACAGGCAACUGGCGAUCUCAAGACCGCACUAGCCGUCUUCCAAUCGCCACUUCUGUCUCUCAACGCAUCAACCAGCAAGACAGCCCGGAACGACCCAUGCCGUGACACGCGCAUCCUCGCUGGUAUCAACAGCGUCCUGAUAAUCCGCGAUCCGGCCCACCCCUCGCACUCCCUGCUACCAACCGUUCUAGCCACCAUCGAGCCCUUCUGCCAAAGCAGUCCAAACAAGUACAUCCAGGCCGCCUACUACCUAGUUUGCGCAACUUUCCAAUCCGAAUCAACCAUUCAGACCAAACAAUACCUCCAACAAGCGCUCCAGUCUGCCACAGCUAUCAGCAACAGCCAGAUCACCUGCAUGACGCUCACCUUCAUGAGCUGGAAGUAUUUCCGCGGCGUAGUCGGCGAGCAAGCCGAGAAGAGCGCGCGUGCUGGCCGCGCCAUGGCCAAACGCGCAAACGACCGCUUGUGGGCGAGUGUCACUGAUGAUAUGCUGGCCGAGACCCUAGAACGACAGGGCAAGAGCGAGGAGGCCCAGGGCGUUCGCGAAGAAGGCCAGCGCUUGGUGGCAGGCCUUCCCCCAGGUUUGAGUCGCUUUGCUUAG
This is a messenger RNA of Penicillium arizonense, 2964 nucleotides long. RefSeq lists its product as uncharacterized. Gene Ontology annotation, cellular component: SMC loading complex; chromatin. Gene Ontology annotation, molecular function: double-stranded DNA binding. The record is from RefSeq and is a predicted model, not a curated record. Gene Ontology annotation, biological process: maintenance of mitotic sister chromatid cohesion; mitotic sister chromatid cohesion. The transcript is spliced from 4 exons. Lineage: Eukaryota; Fungi; Ascomycota; Eurotiomycetes; Eurotiales; Aspergillaceae. The coding region runs from base 1 to 2964 and encodes 987 amino acids.